This is a messenger RNA of Plasmodium malariae, 1083 nucleotides long. RefSeq names its product microneme associated antigen, putative (gene MA). The transcript has a single exon. The coding region runs from base 1 to 1083 and encodes 360 amino acids. NCBI's taxonomy places the organism in Eukaryota, Apicomplexa, Aconoidasida, Haemosporida, Plasmodiidae. The record is from RefSeq and is a predicted model, not a curated record.
AUGCAGAGCUAUUUUAUGAAGGGCAAGUUUAACCUACUUAGCAGAGGAUUGUUCAACAACGUGUACAAUCGAAGUUGUAGCAGUGGUCGAGAAGAACAGAUAAGUAGUAGUAAGGAUGAUGAUGAUGAUGAUAAUGAUAGUGAUGAUGAAAUAAAGAAUAAAAACAAUCCUUAUGAGAAAGAAAAGUUAGAGUCUAUAAAUACCAAUUAUGAAGAUUUAGAAAGAAUGAAAAAAGAGUUUAACGAGCAGCUUAUAUACUCCUAUUACAGUAACUAUGGUAACUUUAAGGGUGUAGAUGGAAUGAAGGAUAAAAAUAUUAUGGAUAUAAACAAAAAUGGGAACAGAAAUGUAAACAAAAGUGGGAACAGAAAUGAGAACAGAAAUAUGAACAGAAAUGAGAACAGAAAUGAGAACAGAAAUAUGAACAGAAAUGAGAACAGAAAUAUGAACAGAAAUGAGAACAGAAAUAUGAACAGAAAUAUGAACAGAAAUGAGAACACAAGUGCGAACAUGAGCAUGCACAUAAACAGCAACUACGAUUAUAACAGUUACACAAAUAAAAAGGACUUAUUAACCUACAACAAUGACAAACAAAAUGAGGAACGAACGCUGUAUAUAAAAAAUAAUGAGCAGGUAGUAAAAGAAGAAAAUGUCUUAUAUAAUGAACUAAAGAAACUGAAGAAUGAAAUACUAGCUUUAAAAAUUAUGAACGUGAGUUUACAGAAACAUGUUUUAGAUGCUCAUGUAAUGAGUGCACCGAAGGUUGUACCACAGCAUAUUAUUAUUAAUAAUAAGACAGAAGUAGCUUCAAAUGCUGUUAAUCAAAUGGAAAAUAAUAACAAUGAUAAGAAGAAGAAAAAUUAUGGAUUCCUUUAUCUUUUAUUUAAAAAACUUCUAAGUAGCAGAUUUAAUCAAAUGCUAUUUGUAUCAUCAAUUUUCAUCUCAUGUUAUCUAUUCAACAAACAAUGGCAACGAGCGCUCAAAGUUGCACAGCUCCAAAAAAAAAUUAAUUCGAACAUAAUUCUGCGGAGUGUUAGGUUCUUAGAGGAAGCUGCUGGAAUAAGAAAGGUCAGUUAUAUUUAG